CCACCGCUGCUAUAUAAUAAUCUGUGAAACCAUGCACGUCUAGAGCUCAUGUGGAGGUAGUACAGAACGGAGCUCCGGAAAAUAUAUAAAACGGUUAAACGUCCGCCUUUACUUGUCGGGAGUUUUGGUAUCAUGGAAUUAAAUGAAGACUGGGCUGUGGAAAUUCUUUUGCGCUGAUCAAGCCCAAAUUGCUGCUAUUUAAGACAAGCUUUUCUCUCAGUCAAGGCUCAAUCCACGUUGACAAAAAUGUCGGACAAGAUGUCCAGCUUUCUCCACAUUGGGGACAUUUGCUCCCUGUAUGCGGAAGGAUCAACAAAUGGAUUUAUUAGCACUUUAGGUCUUGUAGAUGACCGCUGUGUGGUACAGCCAGACACUGGGGACCUCAACAACCCUCCCAAGAAGUUUCGAGACUGCUUGUUCAAGCUGUGUCCCAUGAACAGAUACUCUGCACAGAAACAGUUCUGGAAGGCUGCCAAACCUGGGGGAAGUAACACAACGGACACAGUGCUCCUAAACAAACUACAUCAUGCUGCUGAUCUGGAGAAGAAGCAGAACGAGUCUGAGAACCGCAAGCUGCUAGGAACGGUGAUUCAGUAUGGCAACGUCAUCCAGCUUUUGCAUGUGAAAAGCAAUAAGUACCUGACUGUGAACAAGCGUCUCCCGGCCCUGCUGGAGAAGAACGCCAUGAGGGUGACACUGGACUCGGCAGGAAAUGAGGGCUCUUGGUUCUACAUCCAGCCCUUCUACAAACUUCGCUCCAUUGGGGACAGUGUGGUGAUUGGGGACAAAGUGGUUCUUAACCCUGUGAAUGCUGGUCAGCCCCUUCAUGCUAGCAGCCAUCAGCUGGUGGACAACCCAGGCUGCAACGAGGUGAACUCUGUGAACUGUAACACUAGUUGGAAAAUUGUUCUGUUUAUGAAAUGGAGUGACAACAAGGAAGUCAUACUGAAAGGGGGUGAUGUAGUACGGCUGUUUCAUGCAGAACAGGAGAAAUUCCUGACCUGUGAUGACCACCGAAAAAAGCAGUAUGUCUUCCUUAGGACCACCGGCCGCCAGUCUGCCACUUCUGCCACCAGCAGCAAGGCCUUAUGGGAAGUGGAGGUGGUACAACAUGACCCCUGCCGGGGCGGGGCUGGCUACUGGAACAGCCUGUUUAGAUUCAAACACCUGGCCACUGGACACUAUCUGGCUGCAGAGGUGAGUCAGGUGAACCCAGAUUAUGAGGAAGAGUGCCAGGAGUCCCGCUCUUUACUGAAUGAAUGUGUGGUGGAUUUUAUCCCCUUUAAUUUCCAGCUGGACUCUGAACAUGAAGCCCUACGUGCCCGUCUACGUACCCCCCAGGAAAAGGCCAUGUGCACUCUGAUAUCUGUUCCUGAUGGCAACGACAUCUCUUCCAUCUUCGAGUUGGACCCUACCACUCUGAGAGUGGGGGACUCCCUGGUGCCCAGGAGCUCCUAUGUGAGGCUCAGACACUUGUGCACGAACACAUGGGUCCACAGCACCAACAAUCCCAUAGACAAAGAGGAGGAGAAGCCUGUGAUGUUACGGAUUGGCACAUCUGCAGUCAAGGAAGAUAAAGAGGCCUUUGCCAUCGUGCCAGUCCCGCCUGCGGAAGUGAGAGACUUGGACUUUGCCAACGACGCCAGCAAAGUAUUGCAAUCCAUUGCAAGCAAACUGGAGAAGGGCACCAUAACUCAGAAUGAGCGGAGGUUUGUCACCAAGCUUCUGGAGGAUCUGGUCUUCUUUGUGGUGGACAUUCCCAACAGCGGGCAGGAUGUCCUGGAGAUCAUGGUUAACAAGCCCAACCGGGAGAGGCAGAAGCUGAUGAGGGAGCAGAACAUCCUAAAACAAAUUUUCAAGCUGCUGCAGGCGCCCUUCACAGACAGUGGCGAUGGCCCCAUGUUGCGAUUGGAGGAGCUUGGUGACCAACGCCACGCCCCCUUUAGGCAUAUCUGCCGCCUGUGCUACCGGGUCCUGCGACACUCCCAGCAAGACUAUAGGAAGAACCAGGAGUACAUCGCCAAGCAGUUCCGCUUCAUGCAGAAACAGAUUGGGUAUGACGUGCUGGCCGAGGACACCAUCACUGCCCUGCUGCACAACAACCGCAAGCUCCUGGAAAAGCACAUCACGGCCGCCGAGAUCGACACCUUCGUCAGCCUCGUGAGGAAGAACCGGGAGCCGAGGUUCUUGGACUACCUGUCGGACCUGUGCGUGUCCAUGAACAAGUCCAUUCCUGUAACCCAGGAGCUCAUUUGCAAUGCGGUUCUGGACCCAGCCAACAGUGACAUCCUCAUUGAGACCAAGCUCGUGUUGUCGCGGUUUGAGAUUGAGGCGGUUGUGAAUGGAGAGAGCCCUGUGGAGUCUCAGGAGGAUGAAGAGGAGGUAUGGCUCUUCUGGAAGGACAACAGCAAGGAGAUCCGCAGCAAGAGCGUUCGAGAGCUGGCCCAGGAUGCCAAGGAGGGCCAGAAAGAGGACCAGGAGGUGGUCAGCUACUACAGGUACCAGCUGAACCUGUUCGCUCGCAUGUGCCUGGACCGGCAGUACCUGGCCAUCAACAAGAUCUCUGGCCAGCUGGACGUGGACCUGAUCCUGCGCUGCAUGUCCGAUGAAGACCUGCCCUAUGACCUGCGUGCCUCAUUCUGUCGCAUGAUGCUGCACAUGCAUGUGGACCGCGACCCCCAGGAGCAGGUUACACCCGUCAAAUACGCCCGGCUCUGGUCCGAGAUCCCCUCCAAAAUUGCCAUCGAUGACUAUGACAACAAUGGAGCUACCAGGGACGAGAUCAAGGAGCGCUUUGCCCAGACAAUGGAGUUUGUGGAGAACUAUUUGAGAGACGUGGUCAGUCAGAACAUCCCCUUUUCUGACCAGGAGAAAAAUAAACUCACAUAUGAGGUUGUGAAUUUAGCCCGAAACCUUAUUUAUUUUGGCUUUUAUAACUUCAACGACUUGCUGAGGCUGACUAAGAUCCUGCUGGCUAUUCUUGACUGUGUUCAUGUCAGCACCAUCUUCCCCAUGAACAAAAUGGAGAAGGGAGAUGAGACCAAAGGAAGUAAUGUCAUGAGGUCCAUCCAUGGAGUGGGUGAGCUGAUGACACAGGUAGUCCUGAGGGGAGGCGGCUUCCUCCCCUCAACCCCCACCAACCCGCCAGAUGGAGACGUGGUCAAGGCACAGGUGGAGCCAGAGAAGGAAGACAUUCUGGUGAUGGACACCAAGUUGAAGAUCAUUGAAAUACUGCAGUUCAUUCUUAACGUGCGGCUGGACUACCGGAUCUCCUGUCUGCUCUGCAUCUUCAAGCGGGAAUUUGACGAGAGCAGCUCCCAGAUGGACCUGACGUCAGGGGGCAGUCAGGAUGGGCCCAAGAUCAUGCCUGGAGCACUUGAUUUUGAGAACAUCGAAGAACAAGCAGAAGGGAUAUUUGGUGGAAGUGAGGAGAACACGCCCCUGGACUUGGAUGACCAUGGAGGGAGAACGUUCCUAAGGGUUCUGCUCCACCUGACUAUGCAUGACUACCCUCCCCUGGUGUCUGGGGCACUGCAUCUGCUUUUCAGGCACUUCAGCCAGAGGCAGGAGGUGCUGCUGGCCUUCAAGCAGGUUCAGCUCCUGGUGACCAGCCAGGAUGUGGACAACUACAAGCAGAUAAAGUCAGACCUGGACCAGCUGCGCUCCAUCGUGGAGAAGUCGGAGCUGUGGGUGUACAAGCGGCAGGGGCCAGAUGAGGCCUUGGAUGCGGGGGAUGGGCCUGCAGGUGAAUCCGAUCACAAGAAAAAGGGAGACUCGAGUUCCGGUGGCUCAGAAAAGAAGAAGCCAGAAAGCACCAGUAGUUACAACUACAGAGUGGUGAAGGAGAUCCUGCUGAGGCUCAGUAAGCUGUGUGUCCAGGAGGGGUCCUCAGGGAAGAAGAGCAGGAAGCAGCAGCAGAGGCUCCUGAGGAACAUGGGGGCCCAUGCCGUGAUUCUGGAGCUGCUGCAGAUCCCCUACGAGAAGGGGGAGGAUGUCCGGAUGCAGGAGAUCAUGAAGCUGGCCCAUGAGUUCCUGCAGAACUUCUGUGCAGGGAACCAGCAGAACCAGGCACUGCUCCACAAACACCUCAGCCUCUUCCUCAACCCAGGGAUUCUGGAGGCCAUCACCAUGCAGCACAUUUUCAUGAACAACUUCCAGCUGUGCAGCGAGAUCAACGAGCAUGUGGUGCAGCAUUUUGUGCACUGCAUCGAGACUCACGGCCGCAACGUCCAGUACCUCAAGUUCCUGCAGACCAUCGUCAAGGCGGAGAACAAGUUCAUCAAAAAGUGCCAGGACAUCGUCAUGGCUGAGCUGGUGAAUUCGGGUGAGGACGUGCUGGUCUUCUACAACGACCGCGCCUCCUUCCAGACGCUGGUGCAGAUGAUGCGGUCGGAGCGCGACCGCGUGGACGAGAACAGCCCGCUCAUGUACCACAUCCACCUGGUGGAGCUGCUGGCCGUCUGCACCGAGGGCAAGAACGUCUACACCGAGAUCAAGUGCAACUCCCUGCUGCCCCUGGAUGACAUCGUCCGUGUGGCCACUCACGAGGACUGCAUCCCCGAGGUGAAGAUUGCCUACAUAAACUUCCUGAAUCACUGUUAUGUGGACACAGAGGUGGAGAUGAAGGAAAUAUACACCAGCAACCAUGUUUGGAAGCUCUUUGAGAACUUCCUGGUUGACAUCUGCCGGGUGUGUAACAACACAAGUGACAGGAAGCACGCGGACGCCAUUCUGGAAAACUAUGUGACCGAGACGGUCAUGGGCAUCGUCACCACCUUCUUCAGCUCUCCAUUUUCUGAUCAGAGCACCAGUCUACAGACACGACAGCCUGUGUUUGUUCAGCUCUUACAAGGAGUGUUCAGGGUUUAUCACUGUACCUGGCUGAUGCCCACACAGAAGGCAUCUGUUGAGGGUUGUAUCAAAGUGCUCUCUGAUGUGGCGAAAAGCCGGGCUAUAGCCAUUCCUGUGGACCUGGACAGUCAGGUGAACAACCUCUUCGUUAAGUCUAACAACAUUGUUCAGAAGACAGCCAUGAGCUGGAGGCUGUCGGCACGGAACUCGGCCAGGAGGGACUCCACACUGACCACGUCCCGUGACUACAGGAACAUCAUCGAGAGACUGCAGGACAUUGUCUCCGCCCUGGAGGAUCGUCUGCGGCCGCUGGUCCAGGCCGAGCUCUCCGUGCUGGUGGACGUGCUGCACCGGCCCGAGCUGCUGUUCCCAGAGAACACGGACGCUCGGAGGAAAUGCGAGAGCGGAGGCUUCAUCUGCAAGCUGAUCAAGCACACCAAACAGCUCCUGGAGGAGAACGAGGAGCGACUGUGCAUCAAAGUGCUGCAGACUCUGCGGGAGAUGAUGGCCAAAGACCGAGGCUAUAGCGAGAAGCUGAUUACCCUUGAUGAUGAGAUCGAUGUGGCUGAGCUGGCCCCCCCGCCUGAGCCAGAGGUCCCUGCCGAGGAGCUUGAUCCAAACCAGCCGCAGAAGCAACUGGAGGAUCAGAAGAGGCGUGAAGCAUUGAGGCAGAUUCUGGUCAACCGUUACUAUGGAAACUUCAGGCCCGGGGGAAGGAGAGAGAGCCUGACGAGCUUCAGCAAUGGUCCCCUCACUGCAGGGGCGCAGGGAAAGGUCCAGGCAGGUGGAACCGGGGGAUCUGGGGCGGUAACUCGGGGGGACAUGAGUAUGGCUGAGGUGCAGUGCCAUCUGGACAGAGAGGGAGCUUCUGACCUGGUCAUCGAUCUCAUCAUGAAUGCAACUAGUGACCGCAUCUUCCAGGAGAGCAUCCUAUUGGCCAUCGCCCUGUUGGAAGGCGGGAACCCUGUCAUACAGCGCUCGUUCUACUGCCGGCUUACCGAAGACAAGAAAUCAGAAAAGUUCUUCAAGGUGUUCUAUGAGCGGAUGAAGCUGGCUCAGCAGGAGAUCAAAGCCACAGUGACGGUCAACACCAGUGACUUGGGAAGCAAGAAGAAGGACGAUGACGCACCCGACAAGGAUGAGAAGCCCAUGCGCAAGAAAGUGAAGGAUGUAGCUGCCGUGGUGACGGAGGAGGUCAGAGAGCAGCUGCUGGAGGCCUCGUCAGUCACCAAGAAGGCCUUCAACACGUACCGCCGCGAGGCCGACUCGGAGGAGCACCUGGCGUCGACCGACAGCCAGCCUAGCGCAGCUGACAAGGGCCAGGAGGAUGGCGAGAUGAGCGUCAUCAUCACCAUCAUGCAGCCAAUCCUGCGCCUCAUGCAGCUCCUGUGCGAGAACCACAAUCGUGAGCUGCAGAACUUUCUUCGCUGCCAGAACAACAAGAAUAACUACAACCUGGUGUGUGAGACGCUGCAGUUCCUGGACUGCAUCUGCGGCAGCACCACGGGGGGCCUGGGCCUUCUGGGGCUCUACAUCAAUGAGAAGAACGUGGCGCUCAUCAACCAGACCGUCGAAAGCCUGACAGAGUACUGCCAGGGCCCCUGCCACGAGAACCAGAAUUGCAUCGCCACUCAUGAGUGCAAUGGCAUUGACAUCAUCAUCGCCCUGAUCCUCAAUGACAUCAACCCUUUGGGGAAGAAGAGAAUGGACCUUGUGUUGGAACUCAAGAACAACGCAUCCAAGCUGCUGCUGGCUAUCAUGGAGAGUCGCCAUGACAGCGAGAAUGCCGAGAGGAUUCUCUACAACAUGAGGCCCAAAGAACUGGUGGAGGUGAUCAAGAAGGCCUACCUGCAAGGGGAGGUGGAGUACGAAGAGCCCAGUGAGGAUGAGGAGGCCCAGGAUGAGCAUGCUGCCUCCCCUCGGAACGUAGGCCACAAUAUCUACAUCCUUGCUCAUCAGCUGGCACGACACAACAAGGAGCUGCAGGCCAUGCUCAAACCUGGAGGCACUUAUGGAGAGGGAGACGAGGCCCUGGAGUUCUAUGCCAAACACACGGCUCAGAUCGAGAUCGUGCGGCUGGAUCGCACCAUGGAGCAGAUAGUCUUCCCGGUGCCCAACAUCUGCGAGUUCCUCACCAGCGAGUCCAAGCUGCGUGUGUACUACACCACGGAGCGCGACGAGCAGGGCAGCAAGAUCAACGACUUCUUCCUGCGCGCCGAGGACCUCUUCAACGAGAUGAACUGGCAGAAGAAGCUGCGAGGUACUCAAGAGGCUACCGGUAACACCAAAGCGGUUCCCUCCCAGCCCGUCCUGUACUGGUGUUCCCGAAACAUGUCCUUCUGGAGCAGCAUCUCCUUCAACCUGGCCGUGCUCAUGAACCUGUUGGUUGCUUUCUUCUACCCAUUGGACGGCAUUCGUGGAGGCACUCUGGAGCCCCAUCUGUCAGCCCUGCUCUGGACGGCCAUGUUGGUGUCCCUGGCCAUUGUGAUCGUCCUGCCCCAACCCCACGGCAUCCGGGCGCUGAUCGCGUCCACCAUCCUCCGCCUAAUCUUCUCCGUGGGCCUGGAGCCCACCCUGUUCCUGCUCGGUGCUUUCAAUGUCUGCAAUAAGAUCAUCUUCCUGAUGAGUUUUGUGGGGAAUCGUGGGACAUUUACCAGGGGCUACAAGGCCAUGAUAAUGGACGUGGAGUUCCUUUAUCAUCUACUCUACCUUAUAAUCUGCAGCCUGGGCGUCUUUGUCCAUGUGUUCUUCUACAGCUUGCUGCUCUUUGACCUGGUCUACAGAGAGGAGACUCUGCUAAACGUGAUUAAGAGUGUGACGCGUAAUGGCCGGUCCAUCGUCCUGACCGCAGUGCUGGCGCUCAUCCUGGUCUAUCUCUUCUCCAUUGUGGGAUACAUCAUUUUCAAGGAUGACUUCAUCCUGGCUGUAGACAGGAUACCAAAUAAAACCAUAGAGGGCGGAGCCAGCAUGGUCGGGGACUUCCUGUCAGCUGGAGUGUGUCGGAAGGAUAGCGGCGAGAACUGCUCUACAGAGGUUGUGGGGGAAGCGGUGUUCACGCAGCCGUCGGCCAUGGUGAUCGAGGACAAAGAGCGCACCUGUGACACCCUGCUGAUGUGCAUCGUCACUGUCCUGAGUCACGGGCUGCGGAGUGGAGGAGGAGUGGGGGAUGUCUUGCGCAAGCCGUCCAAGGAGGAGCCUCUGUUCGCUGCCAGGGUGAUCUAUGACCUCCUGUUCUUCUUCAUGGUCAUCAUCAUUGUCCUCAACCUGAUCUUUGGAGUCAUCAUUGACACCUUUGCUGACCUCAGGAGCGAGAAGCAGAAGAAAGAGGAGGUCCUCAAAACCACUUGCUUCAUCUGUGGACUUGAGCGGGACAAGUUUGACAACAAGACGGUCACCUUUGAGGAACACAUCAAGGUGGAGCACAAUAUGUGGCACUACCUGUUCUUUAUAGUUCUCGUGAAGGUGAAGGAUUCCACCGAGUACACGGGGCCAGAGAGCUACGUCGCCCAGAUGAUCAGGGAGCACAAUCUGGACUGGUUUCCUCGAAUGCGGGCCAUGUCUCUGGUCAGUAUGGAUGGUGAGGGUGAGCAGAACGAAAUCCGGAGCCUGCAGGAGAAGCUGGAGUCCACCAUGAAGCUGGUGUCCAACCUCUCGGGCCAGCUGACUGAACUCAAGGAGCAGAUGACAGAGCAGAGGAAACAGAAACAGCGCAUCGGACUCCUGGGCCACCCUCCGCACAUGAAUGUCAACCCCCAGCAGCCUGCCUGAAGGCCCUCAUCCUGACGCCCCCCACGCCCACUGGAGAGCCGGAUCCGGGAGGAGCUGCUGCUUCGCAUAGGAGUCCAAGCAUUUCAAAUGCUGAGCGUGUCAGUGCGUAGUGUACCAGUAGAAGCAGAAGUAUUUUGUAACAAAAAAAAAGAAAAACAGUUAGCCAUAUAAAAGUUUAGGCGCCUAGAUAUGAGCCAUCCUUUUGUCCACAACUCCCUCUUCCAUAACCUUUUCCCCACACUGUCCAGUUGGGAUUGGUGCCAAAUGUUUUCUAUAAAAAUGAAAGUAAACCCCAAUCACAUGGCCUUUACUGGGUGAACUUGAAGCACAGCUGAGCUGCACCAUGCAGAGGAAUGCAACAAACCCUGGAGCUCGACAAGAGGCCUGCCGAAAGAAAGUCUUUUUGUAUUUACAACCGGUAGAGUGAGCAGUAUUUAAUGUCUUAUUUUUGUAUUAUGUGCAAUAUGAAUACUUUGAUAUGCAGCCACUGUCAGUGUGUGUGACCUGUAAAUUGUCCUCAAAGGGAACAUAUUCAUUUUCUGAAAGAGAGAUUGUCUUUGUUUGUCUUUUGGGAUUGUCUUUGUUUCUUGUUUUUGAAAAUCCUUGGGAGAAAAAAAUAUUAAAUCUGAAAUCUGUUGUUAGAGAUUUCAUGUAGGAGAAAUUUCAGUUAGGAUAGCAGUUGGACCAAGUCAACAUUGCUUGUAUGGACCUUUUUAGUUUUAUUUAUUUUAUUUCAUUCAAAGUAUAUAUUUAAGUUAUAUUUAAGUUAUUCACAGGGCGCUUAAUAGGAAUUGUAUAUUUAUCUGGAAGCAACAUAUAGGUUCCUGUGUUCUUCUGAAAAUAACACAUCUGACAAGUGUUUGCACCAUUUAUAUGUCUGUAUUAUAAAUGUCUUUUAUGAUAUCUACAUUCAUACAAUCUGUUGGAAAUUAAUGUUUUAGAACAGUUGCUUUUGGGGUAGGCUUAUAAUGUUCAUUUAAAGCUGUGGGGGCUGUGAUAGAUUUUUCAAUUUAGUUUAUUCUGAAUUGCAGGCUCUUACAGUAAAGUUUCUAUAAUCACCAUUUAUGGAUUAUAUUGCUCUUUUUUGUGAAUGACACCUAUCCCUGGCGCCUGUUUUUGGUAUUAGGACUUGUUGUUAGGAGUGCACUGACAGUUCUACCUGUGAAAAAUACAUUGUCUUUUUUUACACCACUCAAAAAAAAACGACAUUGCUUUCUCAAUUAUGUGAACUGAAAACAUUUCUUUUUGUACACGUCUGUUGUUUUCUUUGUAUAGGGGCCUCCAUUUAUAGAAAUAAAUAGAAUUUUACACCAGUGUUACUGAAAAAUCGAUCUUUGUAGAGUACCAAUAUGAGAGGGCAGAAUGCUGUUGGAAUUGUAAAUUCAUUCAAAGCUAUUUAAUAAAAUAUAUAUGAGUCUCAUUCACAUUGA
Anguilla anguilla (European eel) is the source of this 10049-nucleotide messenger RNA. RefSeq names its product inositol 1,4,5-trisphosphate receptor, type 1b (gene itpr1b). Gene Ontology annotation, biological process: calcium ion transmembrane transport. The transcript is spliced from 62 exons. Gene Ontology annotation, cellular component: membrane; endoplasmic reticulum. Gene Ontology annotation, molecular function: inositol 1,4,5 trisphosphate binding; inositol 1,4,5-trisphosphate-gated calcium channel activity. Bases 247 to 8619 code for a protein of 2790 amino acids. NCBI's taxonomy places the organism in Eukaryota, Metazoa, Chordata, Actinopteri, Anguilliformes, Anguillidae. The record is from RefSeq and is a predicted model, not a curated record.